CGUGUCAAAUCCAUCAAUGUUUUAUUUACUUGCCGACCUUUCGUGUUUUACAAUUUUGUAUUCAAUAAAAUAAAAUAAUUGAUUUUAUGCCAGUUAGAUUUAUGCCUAUAAAUAUUUAGGAAAUUUUCCUCUCGAGCUUUUACACCACACGUGUUGUAUUGUUACACUAUUAGCAAUGGAAAAUAGUAACGGAGAAAUUUACAAUUUUAAUGGGCUAAAAGAAAAGCCAGAAGAAUUACUUUUACUUGUUGAUAAAUAUGUUAGAGUUCAACUCAUUAAAAAUUCAACAUUCACAGGAUUUAUGCAUUCUAUUGACCCUAUAUCGUAUAGUAUGAUCUUGUCUGUGCCUCAAGAGAAUAAUGAAUUCAAGACUAUUUUAAUACCAGGACAUGCAAUAUUGGAUAUAAUGGAGGUAGAAGCAAUUCCAGAUAGAAGUCCACCCAUUAGAAAAUCUUUAGAGUCUUCAAAGGAAGAAACAUCUAAGAAAAAAGACAAAAUUAUAGCAUGGUUGAAAUGGAAUAUGUUGCCUGCAUCAGAAAGCGGGGACAAAAUUAUAUUUGGGAAUGCUAGUCUGUUACCUCCUUACAGCGACAGAGAUAUUUGCACAGAUAACCCAAUAGUAGCUAUGCAAAUGAGAAAAAUGAUUAAAUCAAUGCCGCAAAAUUUUGGAGCGCCUGAAAAUUAAAAAUAUUAAAUAAAACUUCUGUUACAUUUAUAGAUUAAGUCUAGUUAAAGAUAUUGUACUCAUAAGAUAUUUCAAUUACUUAAUAAAGACUGAAUUUUUAAAAUUA
This is a messenger RNA of Ostrinia furnacalis (Asian corn borer), 791 nucleotides long. RefSeq names its product gem-associated protein 6-like. The record is from RefSeq and is a predicted model, not a curated record. Gene Ontology annotation, cellular component: SMN complex; nucleus. NCBI's taxonomy places the organism in Eukaryota, Metazoa, Arthropoda, Insecta, Lepidoptera, Crambidae. The transcript is spliced from 2 exons. Gene Ontology annotation, biological process: spliceosomal complex assembly; spliceosomal snRNP assembly. Bases 176 to 685 code for a protein of 169 amino acids.